Molecule: messenger RNA, 2486 nt
Organism: Seriola dumerili (greater amberjack)
Lineage: Eukaryota; Metazoa; Chordata; Actinopteri; Carangiformes; Carangidae
Gene: nudt4a
Product: diphosphoinositol polyphosphate phosphohydrolase 3-beta-like
Exons: 5
Coding region: 345-914 (189 amino acids)
Biological process (GO): diphosphoinositol polyphosphate metabolic process; diadenosine hexaphosphate catabolic process; adenosine 5'-(hexahydrogen pentaphosphate) catabolic process
Cellular component (GO): nucleus; cytoplasm
Molecular function (GO): endopolyphosphatase activity; bis(5'-adenosyl)-pentaphosphatase activity; bis(5'-adenosyl)-hexaphosphatase activity
Source: RefSeq, a predicted model, not a curated record
GCAGCUCUCAGGUCAGCUGGUGGCGGCUCACCGACCACAGAUGUGAGUGAGUUUGUUGAAUCAUGCGUGUUGACAGCGGCACUAAACCACCAUGGUAGGCACAAUAUACGACCAGAUGCAGCCUGACAUUGUCUCAUAGCACAGGAAUGAAUGAACCGAGGGCACACUUUUUAACUGGGACUAUUUGAAGAAGUCGAGUUGGGGAUAUUGUGGGGAUACACUGCCUCUGCUGUCUCCCGCCGAAGAAGACACCGCUUUCGUUGGCGUUUGGUUGAAGCCAGAUUUUUUCAGUUCCCAACAUUUUUUUUUUUACGUUUCUUGACACUCGACGUUUGGGAACAUAUAUGAUGAAGUUUAAGCCCAACCAGACCAGGACGUACGAUGGCGAAGGGUUCAAGAGAAGAGCGGCGUGUUUGUGUUUCAAAACCGAAAAGGAGGACGAGGUGUUGCUGGUGAGCAGCAGUCGACAUCCAGACCAAUGGAUUGUGCCAGGAGGAGGAAUGGAGCCUGAGGAGGAGCCCUGCGGGGCCGCCGUCAGAGAGGUGUACGAAGAGGCUGGUGUGAGGGGAAAGCUUGGCAGACUACUUGGGAUUUUUGAGCACAAUCAAGACAGAAAGCACCGGACGUACGUCUAUACCCUCAUUGUGACAGAGACACUGGAAGACUGGGAGGACUCUGUCAACAUUGGAAGGAAGCGGAAAUGGUUCAAGGUUGAUGAAGCCAUCAAGGUUCUGCAGAGCCACAAGCCUGUCCACGCAGAGUACCUGCGCAGACUCACAAACACCUGCAAUCCCACCUGCGGUCCAUUGUGUACCCCGACAAACGGCAACAGCCCAAGCUCCCAAGUGAUGGACAACAACGCUCCUCACUAUGUUGUUUGCUCCACACAGGGCUCAGAUUUAGUCAACAGAUAGGACCAUCACCAGCGGUUCUUUUGAGAGGACACCUGGAUGAGCAUAUGAUCUGAAAAAGACUUCUGCAUUCAUUACAUUACUAACGCAGCCUCUUAAUAUGUACAGUACAGACUUCUUGAAGUUUAUUUGAAACCCUUUUGAAGUGGGCUUGAAGAGUGCCAAAAUGUAUAUUUAAGAUUUUAUAUGUCUAUUUUUUACCAACCAUCACCAGCUAAUAGAGCAAAUGUGUUCCUUUUGAAAGCAUUCAGCUUUAGAUGGAUAUUCUCAGUGUGCUGCUUAUGCAAUGUGAAGAUCCUUCUUAGUCUUACAUUGUGAACAUUUGAUUGGCAGUGCACAGAGUGUUUGGUUGGUUUCCUGGAGGCCAGUACUGGGAAGUGUUGGCUCUUAGAGGAAGUCCUAUCCCCACAGUGACUCAGUGCCAAAUGCUAUCAUUCUGCAAGAUAUUUUGAAGAGGAGUAGAUACAUGUUUAUGAAUAUUUUUAUCACAGUUAAGUUUUUUUUGUGUACUUUUCUGACAGUAAACUACUGUCGCCUCACCAUGGUUUAAAUCUUCUGAGGUAUUUCCCCUAGGGCAAAGUCUACUUUGAUGCAACAAGUGUGAACAACAUUGUUCUUCUGGUCAUUUCGACAUUACAAGUACACACAUUAUCAUCUGUAAUCACUAGUAACAGCAUAACACUGUAAUAAAGAUUAGGGGAAUAACUGCAAACCAGCCACUACACUAAAGUGAAGACUUAAGGAGUCAUGCCUCAAACAUCCUUUUAUUUGCAAAAAUCUUUAAUGUUGUCAGGCUGACUGUUUAAAUCAAACUAAUUACAGCAUAAUGGCACAGUUAAAAUAAAUAUUGGCUUCUGUGUAGUGGAGCAGAUCUGUAGUCAAGUAAUCAAAACUUACACAUGUGCCAAAGAGUAUUUAACACUUACACACAGAUUGUAUCAUACAUAUCUUCUGAAGACACUAUCAUUAUUAAGUGCAUUUGACAAAUGUGAACUCCUGUUAAUGUCUGAGAAUACAAUAAGGAGGCCUUGGUUUUAGAGUAGAGGUACAAUAUGUUGUACUUUAGUCUGAUGCUUUUAAGUGCCUUCACAAACACAACAGUAAAGUGUGUUAUGUUCAUAAACACUGUUCAUCCUACAUCACUGAUGGGAAGCAGUGCAGACUGCCUUACACACAACUGUUGAAACCAGCCCCUUACAGUGAAUAGAUUUGAGCUAUAGGAUGUUGAAGGAAACUUGGAUUUCAUGUUACAAUUGAAUGUACAGUAUUUAGUAUGCAGUGACUGAAAUAAUUUAUGUUUCAUAGGGAAAUACCCCCCUCUUCCAUGAUGAAUAGGAAACUAGGACAGUAAGUCACAGUCACUGGCCAGACUUUUUUUUUGUCAACACCUCAGAAAGAAUACAAAUUAUCUUAUAAUUUCAGUCUAUUAUAUCAGUGACUCAUGUACUUAGGAGCACCGGAAAGAUCAUCUAAUAUUUUUUUUUUCUAUUUGUGCAUGUGUGACUGGAAUAUUAUGUUGUGCACCACUAUGUUGUAUAUAAAAACCUUUUAAAUAAAAAACGUUUAUUGAUCAUC